AUGGAUCCACCAGCGUGUGUGCAAAAUGCUAUGAUGACCAAGGACAAAAAACCCUUCACCUAUACACCAGGAGGAAUUGAUUUAUCUGAAGCUAGAUCACCUCGUCUUCAAAGAAGAAUAGAACGAAACGCAAAUCUAGGUGGCGCUGGAGACACUCCGCAUCAUCCAUCACCCCAUGUCCCAAUUACAGGUCCUCUACCCCCUUCAGCUCUAGCCGCUAUGCGUCCACAAACCCAAGUACAAGUCUUUCCUUCAGGUCCCGCACCGCCAGCCCCAGUUAGGGGUGGCGCACCUCCCCCACCACCUCCACCAAAACAAGGUAUUCCCCCACCACCUCCACCACCAAAUUGUCCUUUGCCAACUCAAAAAGUUUGCACGUCCGAUAACCUAGUUCUGGAGAGGCCUGACAUGACGAAAAUUAUCCCUGAGAAUCCCAUGGCAAUGCUAAGGAAAACAAGCGGUCCGCAACCAAGAAAAAGUUUAGUUGAUCAGAUGUUUGAAGAAGCCGGUAAAGGUGUUCCAGAACCUAAGUCGCCACCUUAUCAGCAACCGCAGCAGAAUUUCCAACCUCCUUCUCCUCCACAAAGAACUCAACCCGUUACAACUGAAAGAGGAGCGCCUAUCUCGCCUGUACCACAACAAACUUACAAACCACAACAACAGUACCAACAACCAUUACCACCACAACAACAGCAAUAUCAACCUCCCGCUCAGCAACAAAAUAGGCAACAACAACAACACUCUCAACCAGCACAGCCAGCUUAUCCGGAACCUGCGAGAGAGCAACCUAGGUAUCAGCCUCCAGUAAAAGAGAGACAGCCUCAAAGUCAAAACACCCAACCAGAGUUAAAAACAAGCACUGCGCAUUUAGGAUCAUUGUAUAUACCACCUGUUAAUCAACAGAAUCAGAGAAAAGUUGUUUCUCCUCCUUCUCCCCCUGAGAGGAACUUAGAUUCUCCUGGCGUUCAGACACCUCCUCUAAGAGAGGCUCCUAAACCUUGGCAGACGAAGAAGCCUCAAGAGGAAGUGCCUGCUUGGGCUAAGAGAGACAAUCAAAUAUCCAAUACUGUUGAAGAAGUUAGGAAGCCGUCUCCUCCUGCAGCUCAGCCACAACAGAGGUGGCCACAAGGUAAUCAAAACGAUAAGCCGUCAUAUAAUCAACCUCAGUACAAUCAAUCUCAACCUCAGUACCAACCACAGCCCCAAUAUAAACAACAGCAGCAAUAUCAACAGCAACCACAAUACAGACAAGAUCAACAACCAAUUGGAGUCCGAAUAGAAAUACGUACAAACCCACAACAAUAUCAAAUUGAAAGCGAAGGUUCCAAGCCAAAUGCGGUUUAUGUAACUCAGCCUUUAGUGAUGCAACAUCCUGGACCUCAGCCACAAGGAGUUGGAAGCAAAGGACCUAGGGUUGUUCCUAUACAAAUUGAAACACCUAGAUCACCUGCUGGAAAUGACAGAGUACUGAAUCGUCAGCAGAGUUGGGGAAACAACCCGUCACAGUCAAAUUCUUUCAAAAUUAUUCAAAAAAUUGUUUCAGAUGACGACGAAUAUGAAAAUAUUCCAAUAACUGAACAUUCUCCCAAGUUUCCUCAAAACUUCCAACAAGUGUCUCGUGGUUCUCAGCCUCCUGCCCAAAAAGGACCUCAAGUUAGGACUAUUCCAAUUCAAAUAGAAGGUGAUGAUACACCCAAGCCAUACGUGCAUCCUAGUGAACAAGUAGUACCAGAACCAAAGAAAUAUACGGGAAGUUCAAUCCCUAGCAGAUCAUUUAAGAUUUUGCAAGCGAUGACUGCUCCAGAUAAUAAUUGUGCCAAUGUUGACGAUCAAAACGAAGAAUUCCCAUCCGAUGAAUGGGCUUACCCUCCAUAUUACCCUCCUUACCCUUACCCACCUUACUGGUAUGAAUAUUACCAUUAUUAUUACCCCGAUUCCUACCCUGAAGAAACUACUAACAAAAAAACUACCCCUACUUCUCGCGGCGUCUCUAGAAGUACUUCGCCAGCAGCUAGCGGUAGACACACACCGCUACAUUUCUGGGGUUACCCUCCACAAUAUUGCCCAACUCCAAAUACAAGCGAAAGUGGCAGGGAGACCUCAACACCCAAAUGCUCUUGGACUAACAGUUACGAACCCUCUUAUUCAGAUAAAGAUGGCAAUGAAACAGAUGAAAGUAAUGUACAAUCAGAUUAUUUACCUUACUACGAUCCAUACUAUUAUCACUACUACUAUGGAUAUCCACCUCCUAUGUACCCAAGAUAUCCGUAUUUUCCAAGUGAUAAUGAAAGUUCAGCGGCGAAUAGUCAUUUGAAUCUAGAUGAAAAAAGCAAAAUAAAUAAAAAAGUACUUGAGCCACAUCCGAAAAGAGUUAACAGACAGGCACCAGAACCAGUAUCAAAGGGAAUAAUAACACCAACAUUGAAUAUAAGAGAAAUCAUUAUAACCCCACCUAAAGAAGAAAAAAUAGAAAGCUCUGACUGUGAAACAGAUACAGAAACAGAUGAUGAAUAUACUCAUCAUUUACAAAUCAAUCCUCUAAAAUCAAUGAAAUCUAUUGCAAACAUUACCACAUAUAGCAGUGAUGAAGAUGCAUCUAAAGAAGAAGGAAUAGUUGAAGAAUAUUCAGACGAAUCCAAUGAAGAUAUAGAUGAUGUAAGUUCCAUGGAUUAUGAAGAUGACCAAUAUCCACAUCAACUCAGCGUAAUUAUGGAAGAAAGUGAAAGAACGGAUUCAAGGUUAAGAACUGUGAGUGUUUUAAGUGACUCUACAACGCUUGCAGAAAAAAGCGAUCCUGAAGAAGAUGAAGAAGAAGAAGAAGAAGAAGAAGAUGUAAGCCUGGUUGAAUAUAAAAAUCAGGAUGAAGAAUUGCCAGCUGAUAUUAGGGACAAAAGUCCCACAAAAUUAACAGAUGAUAAGUUACUUCCAGAAUAUGAAGAUGCAAAACCUAUCCAAACAUUUGAAUCUAGAGAAAAUGUUCACGAAGAUGAUGAUAAAAAGAGCGACGAAAGUGAAGACUGGUGGGGCAUUAUAGGCAAAGAUGACGAUGAUUUGCCUAAACACAGAAAAACACCUGAAGUAGAAGACAUAAAUUCAGAAAUGAUUGAUAACGAUGAUAGUAUUAGUACAAUUAUUUAUAACGAAGAAGAAACUAUACAAAUUGAAAAUACUGAAACAGAGGAACUGCAAUGUGACACUGAAAAUACUAAAGAAGAAAUUAAAAGCAAUGAUAUAUCCAAUGAAACAUUUCAAAGUAAAAAUAAUUCUGCACUAUCUUGCACUCCAGAAACAGAAGAAAUAUGCGAAUAUAAGGUAGUAUUAAGAAGAAAAAAGAAAACAGAUUCCGUUGAAGAUGAAUCUAAACCCAGGCCAAGAAGUAUAUACGAUUCGUUAGAAGAUAUUAAAACAGAAUCAACGGGAAGUUUAGUUAAAGUAGACAACUUUGUAGGUAUUCUGGAACAAAUUCAAAAAGAUUUUGGCAGUUUUUUAAAUUCUCAAGCUGAAUCGGAUGGUGAUAAAGAAUAUAAAAUAAAAAAUUGCAAUUUUAAUCGACCAGUAUCUAUGUAUGAAAUGAGUGAAUCUACUGAAGAUAAACAUGUUGAUGCCAAAGAAAAAAGGUUCUCAUACAGUUCGUUUGAAGAAUUUACGGCAAAGCAAGAAGCAAUAUUUGAAGAAAAUACUAGUAGUUCUGAUGACGAUAAACCAAAUGAAGUUUGUGAAAACUACAAUACAAAACAAAACAAUUCAACCAUAAUUAACGCUGUGAAUGGUUCUGCUAAUUAUAACAAAUAUAAUUCCAGUUUGAGCGCAACUCCAGUGUUUAAAGAUGUAAAUCUAACAAUAGCCAUAGAUAAUAAUAAGUAUGAUAAAAAAUCUUCUUCUAAUGAUUCUUCAAAUAGAUCAGAAAUUGAAGAAUCUAGCGAAGAAACGGACGCUUCUUGCUCUGAAAAGGACGACAAAGAACAUUCUAAUAACAACUAUGUACAACUAAGCGAUGAAUCUGAUAUCAAAGUGCCUACCAUUAAAGACAGAAUACAAAAAUUGCGAGAAAGUAUUAGUUCCAAACGAAAUAAACAAUAUGAACAGGACGGGAAAAUGUCAACCAAAGACAAAAUUUCUAUUAACGAAUCCAGAAGUAAACCUACUUCAUCAAAAAGCAGUCUUAAAUCGUUUGAAGAGAGCGAAGAGGAAGAAGUAGAUUCGGGUGUUACAUCAGACAUGAGUAGACAUAUUUCAGAUACAGAAGAGUUUCCUGAACUAAGAAAAUUAACUAAAUACCAACGCGCCGCUACUCAUUCCAGAUUGUUUAAACUUUUACAGGAACAAUGCGACGAAGAAAGUGAUGAAAACGAACAGGCGUCUCAAAGACAAAAUUUAACAUUACAUUUAAAUGAAAAUAACGAUUUUAAGGAACCAGUAAAUGAUGUAUUAGUUAACGAGUUGAUUGAUAGUUUGUUAAAACUAAAAAAAGGACAAGCCUUCAAAAAUUUACCCAAGGAAAAAUUGUACGCGGCUGCUGUACAGAUUUUACAAGAAGACAUGGAGAUAAAUGAUACACCUUCCGAUGAUUUCAGUAGCUUUUUGUCACCGAUGAGAUCUAGUACCGGUUAUUCUACUGCUGUCCAGACGCCUCAAGAAUUCGGUAACAGUUUCGACGAUUACAAACAAUAUUACGAAUCGUGGAAUAGAAAUGAAGAAAAUUACGAUAUAUUUCCUUCGAAAGCAUUUAAAGGACUGCAAUCAGGUGUUUUAGGACCGUUAGGUAAAUGCCCAAGAGUGUUGUCAUCGAAAAACAUUCAUAAAAAGCUGAUAAAACUACUAGAGACCUCGGAAAAUCCUUCUCCUAUUCCCGAUAAACCUCCCUUAGAAACGAACGAAGUUACGAGUGCCUCUUGA
Messenger RNA from Psylliodes chrysocephalus, 4896 nucleotides. The record is from the annotation of a GenBank genome assembly. NCBI's taxonomy places the organism in Eukaryota, Metazoa, Arthropoda, Insecta, Coleoptera, Chrysomelidae.